CCAGCCCUGGAUGACUUCCUUCAGGGGGAAAGACAGGACCCUACAUCUGCAGCAAAAGGAAACAAACCUAGAUAGAUGCUCCCUGCCCAGCGCGGCCAGUGCCAUGAAAAGUGUGUGGGACGGCACAUUCCCCAACCCAGGUGGAUGCAGCAAGGAUGAAGAAUGGAAAGAAGGCUUCCUGGAGGAGGAAGUGCCUAAGGUCCGGUGCCGUCCAGCCCCACUUGACAAGAAAAAUCCUUCCUCCUGGCCGAUGAAGUUAGGACCUGACGCUGGCGGGCGGCGGGGACUAUGCGGUCAGCCCUCGAGACACCCAGCUCCGGGAAGCACUCCCACAGGGUGGUGGGAACCCAGCGGCAAACAAAAUAGCACGGUAAGGCCGAUCAAACAAGCGCAGCAGUCACCCCUCUUCCCUGGAACUGGCCUCUAGCUCUUGCGCGAGAUACUCUCCCCAAAGGGCAGAAGCCGGAGAGGAAAUUAUUACCGAACGAGGGGAUGCAUUAUUGGCUACUAAAAACCUCAAGCAGUCGCCUCGGGGCGCGCCCUCGAGCCCGCCCCCCACCAUCUUUGUCCAGUGCCUCUUUCCCCUUCCUCGGCAAACCGGAAGAAGAAAAAGAAACGCGAGAUAAGGUGGAGAGGCGUGGUCCGCCCUGACCAAUGGAAAGUGAGGGCGUGGCUUUAAGCCUUUCUUUCAUUGGCCCAGGGCCUCCAGGGCGUCCGGGUCUCGAGCACCGAGGCGGAAGGCUCGCGGGUUCCGGAAGGCACUUUCAGCUUUGUGUCCCGCUGUUUCGGCUGCCGCCGUCAUGGUGCGGAAGCUUAAGUUCCACGAGCAGAAGCUGCUGAAGCAAGUGGACUUCCUCAAUUGGGAGGUCACUGACCACAACUUGCACGAGCUGCGCGUGCUGCGGCGAUAUCGGCUGCAGCGGCGGGAGGACUACACGCGCUACAAUCAGCUGAGCCGUGCCGUGCGCGAGCUGGCGCGGCGCUUGCGCGACCUGCCCGAGCGCGACCCGUUCCGCGUGCGCGCGACGGCCGCGCUGCUGGACAAGCUGUAUGCUCUCGGCCUGGUGCCAACUCGUGGCUCGCUCGAACUCUGCGACUUCGUCACGGCCUCGUCUUUCUGCCGGCGCCGCCUGCCAACCGUGCUCCUCAAGCUGCGCAUGGCACAGCACCUCCAGGCUGCCGUGGCCUUCGUGGAACAGGGCCACGUGCGGGUGGGUCCCGACGUGGUAACUGACCCCGCCUUUCUCGUCACGCGCAGCAUGGAGGACUUUGUCACCUGGGUUGACUCGUCCAAGAUCAAGCGGCACGUGCUGGAGUACAAUGAGGAGCGCGAUGACUUCGAUCUGGAAGCCUAGCUGGUAUCCCUCCAAGACAGCUUUUACGGAUGGGAAAACAGGCCUGAUGCUGAAGAUUCUGAUGCUCUUCUCAAGAGUGUGUCUGUAGGUCGUGGGUUCUUGAGAACUUGGCUUCUAAACUGCAGGCCACACAUAGAGCCUGGGGGUGGGGGGAUUGCGUCUCUGUUUUCCAGGAAAUUGUCUUAAAACCUGGACUACUGAAAAUUAAAAAGACUGUCCGUUAGGGAGACAGUGGGUAGCAGUUUUGUGCUGCACUAGGGAAUUGUUAGGUUCUUGUGCCCAAAACAUUGUAGUGUAAAAGCAAGAACUUUGCCUUCCCGCCCCCACUUCCCCCCACCACCAUUCUCUUUAUCAUCUUGUAGCAAGACUGGUUCAAUUUAUUUAACUCGAAUUUUUGUUCCUGGUCGUGAUUUAGCUUUGUACAGAUGUAGGAGAGUUCCGGCUCAAGUUUUCAUUAGUGCGUGAGACUUCAGUAUUCACGGCCCCCUCCCUCGUUUAAAGAAAUGCAUUUCUAAUGCCAAUAAAUGGUACAGCUACACUAUGAAUGCAA
Cynocephalus volans (Philippine flying lemur) is the source of this 1905-nucleotide messenger RNA. RefSeq names its product IMP U3 small nucleolar ribonucleoprotein 3 (gene IMP3). The record is from RefSeq and is a predicted model, not a curated record. The coding region runs from base 801 to 1355 and encodes 184 amino acids. The transcript has 3 exons. Gene Ontology annotation, biological process: rRNA processing; ribosomal small subunit biogenesis. Gene Ontology annotation, cellular component: small-subunit processome; small ribosomal subunit; Mpp10 complex. NCBI's taxonomy places the organism in Eukaryota, Metazoa, Chordata, Mammalia, Dermoptera, Cynocephalidae. Gene Ontology annotation, molecular function: structural constituent of ribosome; snoRNA binding; rRNA binding.